CACCGACGCUCAGCUCCUCGGAGAUUCGGUCAGAAUUGAAUUCCGUUGAGGUCCGGUCGAUAUCUGGACAGAUUGGACCUUCCCCAACGCUCCAUUUCAGCUUGAGAAGAUCUACAUACGUCUCCUCAGUAUGGGGGGUUCUGGAUGGAAGAGCAGAAUACUGGUGCUCUUGGUCCUUGGCACUAUCAUCACUCUGUAUUGUCCCAUUAACCAGGCAGCGAAUAUAUUAGUCGUCCCCAUUGCUGGAAGUCACUGGAUCAACAUGAGGAUUCUAAUCGAAGAACUGAAGCUUCACGGACACAACAUCACUGUGCUAUACAAAGCAGGGGCUUGGCACAUCACAGAGAGACCUGACUUGUACAAAUCCAUUGUCAUUCAAGUGCAAGGAACCACUGCGCAGAUCGACGUGGUGGGAAUAAUUCUAAAUAACACACUGCGAAUUGCACAGAAUGGGUGGACCUUCAGAGGCAUUUUAGAAUUCCAGUUUGAAAUGUUUGCUUUUAUGCAGAGCUGCCAUAAGUUAAUGAAUGACUACAUUACUGCUACAUUCGAAAACAAAACUUUGUUAAACCAACUCAAAGAGGCAAAUUUUGACUUAAUGCUUACAGACCCUCUAUUCGCCGAUGGUCCCAUGCUUGCAUAUUACUUAAAACUUCCGCUGGUGUAUAAUGUCCGAUUGCUGGAUAGCGGGGAAGCACAUUUCCUCUUUGCCCCGUCACCACCUUCCUAUGUCCCGAUCUCCAGCUCGCAACUGACCGACAAAAUGUCCUUUCUCCAAAGAACACAAAACGCCAUCCAAAGUCUGAUUCAUUAUUCCAUUGCAGAACUUCUCAUUUUCCGCUUUUACAAUGAUCUUUGCCAUCGGUAUCUGGGACCAGACACGGACAUCAAGUCGAUUCUCCUCAGAGCUGAUGUGUGGCUGAUGAGGAUGGAUUUUGUGUUUGAAUUCCCAAGACCCACCAUGCCAAACAUUGUGUACAUCGGAGGCUUCCAGUGUAAACCAGCACGGCCUCUGGCAGCAGAGUUUGAGGAGUUUGUCCAAAGCUCAGGUAAACAUGGACUUGUUGUAAUGUCAUUGGGGACCUUUGUCCGCUCUUUACCAAUGGAGAUUACAAUGAAAAUAGCAGAAGCAUUAUCUCAAAUCCCCCAGAAGGUUAUCUGGAAAUAUGAUGGUGAGACCCCUCCCAAUAUAGGGAAUAAUACACUGCUGGCAAAAUGGAUCCCUCAGAACGACCUGCUGGGUCACCCCAACACACGAGUCUUUGUUUCACACGGAGGCACCAAUGGGAUUUAUGAAGCCAUCUACCAUGGGGUGCCAGUGAUCGGCAUGCCUCUGAUCUUUGACCAGUUUGACAAUGUAGUCAAACUCAAAUCCCGAGGAGCAGCAAAAGUGAUCAAUGUUGCAACGAUGCACUCCACAGAUCUGUUGCAGGCACUCAACGAGGUGAUAAACGACGCAUCUUAUGGGGACACCAUGAAGAGACUCUCCGCUCUCCAUCGGGACCAGCCAGAGUCGCCAAUGGAGAGAGCCGUUUUCUGGGUUGAGUACGUUGCCCGACACAAAGGAGCGGGGCAUUUGCGCUCAGAAUCUCACCGACUCCCCUGGUACGCUUACUAUUGUGUAGAUGUGAUGAUCUUUCUGUUGUCUGUGUUACUCCUGCUCACUGUGUUGGUGGUUGGAACACUGAAGAAACUUUGUCGUAUUGUUUGUAGCAAAAAGCAAAAGACUGAGUGAGAUGACCCUUUCUGUUUUGUGAGCUGGUCUUUUUUAAUUCUCUUAAUUAAAGGAUAUUGGUUCUGUCAUUAAUACUUACUGGAAAUCAUGAAUUUCGCAUAACAUUUUAAGUUAUGUCAGUCAAAUAUUAUCGUUUUGUAGAGAAAUACACAGGAAAUUUAUGGCACACAUCAAAAAUGUUUUUCACUGUAGCUUAGUACACGUGACAAUAAUCUAAAUGUAUAAACGUCUGAAUACAAUUAAAGGACUUUCCGGGCAAUGAACUACUUAACUCAUGGAAAUCAUACUUUAUGCAAAUUCUCCCAUACAUUUAUGAAGCAACUUAUGAUUACACACAGCAAAGCAAAGGAGAUAGUGAUC
Messenger RNA from Leucoraja erinaceus (little skate), 2095 nucleotides. Its product is annotated as UDP-glucuronosyltransferase 2C1-like. NCBI's taxonomy places the organism in Eukaryota, Metazoa, Chordata, Chondrichthyes, Rajiformes, Rajidae. The record is from RefSeq and is a predicted model, not a curated record. The coding region runs from base 131 to 1735 and encodes 534 amino acids. The transcript has 2 exons. Gene Ontology annotation, molecular function: UDP-glycosyltransferase activity.